Molecule: messenger RNA, 2308 nt
Organism: Oncorhynchus nerka (sockeye salmon)
Lineage: Eukaryota; Metazoa; Chordata; Actinopteri; Salmoniformes; Salmonidae
Product: golgin subfamily A member 6-like protein 24
Exons: 2
Coding region: 815-2251 (478 amino acids)
Source: RefSeq, a predicted model, not a curated record
CCAGAGCCAUGGUCAGAGGAAGGAGGAAGAGAAAAGAUACCAGAUGCUUGUGGAAAUGCAGCGUAUCCGUUCCCACGAAGAGAAAAGAGAAAGGGAAACAUUCCUGAGAAACAAGGAGAGGGAGGAAAAGAAAAGGGAGGAUGAGGAGAAAACGAGAGAGAGGGCCCAUCUGGCCAGGCAAAAAAUGGAUGCGGACAGAAGGGAGAGAGAGGUGCGCAGGAUGGAGAGGGAGAUAGUGGUGAAGAGAAAGGAGGUUGACCACAGAGUGAUGUCUGUGAACAGGAAGGUGUUCUCUCUCAGGUCCGAGGCUGAACAAAUCAGGAAGGAGAGAAAGUCACUAAGGAUGUUCCAGAGCAAGCUAGAGAACCUGGGACCAAAUAUGGAAGUCCAGAGCAAGGCUCAGAACCAGGGACUAAAUAUGGAAGUCCAGAGCAAGGCUCAGAACCAGGGACUAAAUAUGGAAGUCCAGAGCAAGGCUCAGAACCAGGGACUAAAUAUGGAAGUCCAGAGCAAGGCUCAGAACCAGGGACUAAAUAUGGAAGUCCAGAGCAGGGCUCAGAACCAGGUAGUGAGAAUGGAAACUCAGAGCGAGAACCAGGAAGUGAAGAGAAGUGUUAAGCAGAGCGCCGACCAAGGCAGACAGAAAUGCUCUGUGGUAAGAGAAAACACCUCUCAGUUACACUUGCAGCUUGGCCAUAGGGUCUGUAUGGGUGGCUAAAUGUAGACACUUUGUUACCACGGGAUUGCAAAGGGCAGGACACAAUUUAUUCAUCUCAUCUGUCUUUAUGUGUGUUGUAGAGUGGGGAAGUGCUGUAUGACUUUUGUACAUCUCACAUGUAAAAAGAAAACGAACAUUCAAUCUGUUUGUUUACUGAUUAGUUGCAGUGUCCUCUUUUUUUUUAUCUCCUUCUUUCUCUCGGUCUCUUCCCCUCCUCUUUCGCAGAAAGCAGAUGAGGAGAAAACACAGAAUGACAUUCAAAGAGAGGAAGAAAAGAGGCAAAUCGAGGAGGGGGACAAGAAGGACGAGAUACUGAGUGUGAGUGAGAGGUUGAGUGAGAGAGAAGGGAAGGGACAGAGAGAGGGGGAGAGGAAGAGUCGAGAAACUGGGAUUGAUGGUAACAUUGAACGUGAGGCAGUUGGUUUGGUAGAAGACAACAGAGAGAUGUCUGAGGACAGAGUCAGCCUGAAAGUGACGGACAAGGAAAGGAGGAGUGAGAAGGCUGUGAGAGUAGAGAAAAAGGAGGCGUCUGAGGAGAGGGAAAUAAAGUUGGAGAGGAAGAGGGAAACAGAGGCUAAGCGGGUGAUAGAGGAGGAGAAGAAGAAGUCUGAGGAUGAACAGAGUGGGAAAAAGACACAAGAGACAAAGCAAGAAAAGCAGACUUCAAAAGAGACAGAACUGAGUGACUGGGAUGUGGACAGUGAGGAGGAAGAGAUUGUGGCGAGGAACUUGAAGAUGAAUAAGAAACAGAAGAGCGAGGUGGUGAAGAAGAAGUCUGAGGAUGAACAGAGUGGGAAAAAGACAAAAGAGACAAAGCAAGAAAAGCAGACUUCAACAGAGACAGAACUGAGUGACUGGGAUGUGGACAGUGAGGAGGAAGAGAUUGUGUCGGCGAAAUUGAAGAAGAAGAAACAGAAAGAGCUGGAAGAGAGGCAGAAGGGGGAGAAAAGGGGGAGAAUGGAGGAGAAGAAGAAGGAAGAAGAGCGCCUGAGGAAUAGGGAGGAGGACAAGAGGAAAGAGGAGGAGAAGAAGCUACUAGAGCAGGUGAGCCUGACAGUCCUGCAGGAAUCCUGGAAGAAGGCUAAAGCGGAGGACAGGAAGAGAUCUGAGGAAACCAAAAUGGACACAGAACAGCAGCACCAGUGGGCUGUUUUUUUCAGUGAGUUGAGGGAGGAGGAGGAGGAGGAGCAACAGCAACAGCAACUAAAGGAGUUGAGGGAGAACAGGAGGAAGGAGUACGUUGUUCAGGGGGGCUUCCCUGUCAACAGGACAACACACACGGCCCCAGGAAAUGAGUCAGCAAUAUCGGUGAGUUCAUAUGAGGAGACUGGCUCUGAGUGUGAGAGGCAGUGGGAGGAGGACAAAAGGAGGGAGAAGGAGAGGAAGAGACUGGAAGAUAAGAAGAGGGAGGAGAUGGCAAAGGAACGGGAGGAGCAGAAGAGUAGAGAGGCGGAGGCGAGGUGGCAGGCACGUCUUGUUCCCAAGAAAAAGAAAGGUGUAUUUAAGUCAUUCUUCAACCUUUUUGUGACAUAGAGCAGUAAAGAAUCAAUAAAAACAUGACGUCUUUUCAUAAUUUUAAUCAAGCAUUUA